AUGUUUUAGUCCCUAUACAUAUGGAGCAUAUUGUACUAGGCUAGCACCACAUCCACAUCUUCGUUAUCCAUUAGGGACUUGUAAACAAAACAAAGUUAGAGAUGAGUUCCUCCAUAGGGCAAAGCAUAUUAAUGGCACUAACAGUUACAGUUAACAAAUAUGCAUCAUCCAAUAUGCAUUUACAAGCAGUUCAUAAAAAACAAAGGCAAGCAACAAACUCAAACUUAAGCACCAACGCUGGAUUUGGAAGGAGAGGACUCGUCUUAUCCACAGUAAUUGCUGCCACUCAAGUCCCUGACUCUAGGACUCAACUUCUUCAAAAAUAUCUGGAGAAAUCAGAGGAAAACAAGGACAAAAAUGACAAAGAGAGGCUGGAUAGUUAUUACAAGCGUAACUACAAAGAUUACUUUGAAUUCAUAGAAGGGAGUUUGAAGGGAAAGGAUGGGAAACUUUCAGAAGCAGAAAAGGGUAUUCUUGAUUGGCUUCAAACUAACAAGUGAUUUGUAUAUUGCUUUUCGUUAAUUGCAUUCUUUAUACAUUACUUAGGUUCACUAAUCGUAAUUUGGUAAAUGGUAAUCACACACGAAUUUUACAAGUGAUAUAUACUAAUUACAUGUGUUUGUGUGGAACAAAUUUCCAAACUACAAAUUUGAUUGGUGCUGUGGUUGUGUGUUAUAAAUUUGUAAA
Cicer arietinum (chickpea) is the source of this 687-nucleotide messenger RNA. RefSeq lists its product as uncharacterized. NCBI's taxonomy places the organism in Eukaryota, Viridiplantae, Streptophyta, Magnoliopsida, Fabales, Fabaceae. Gene Ontology annotation, cellular component: photosystem I. Gene Ontology annotation, biological process: photosynthesis. The record is from RefSeq and is a predicted model, not a curated record.